Phytophthora nicotianae INRA-310 is the source of this 3001-nucleotide messenger RNA. RefSeq lists its product as hypothetical. Bases 328 to 2304 code for a protein of 658 amino acids. The transcript is spliced from 11 exons. The record is from RefSeq and is a predicted model, not a curated record. Gene Ontology annotation, molecular function: GTPase activity; GTP binding. Lineage: Eukaryota; Oomycota; Peronosporomycetes; Peronosporales; Peronosporaceae.
GAAGGGUUUCUAAUUGUGAUUUAGAUCUGUACCUACGAUUCCUCGACAACCUAAAAUGGCGGGGGAGCUGCUCUUCUCGGGGCAGCUGCUGGCUGUGACGACGGACGAGGCUAAUGACGCCCACGUGCAGAUCCAGAAGGAAGCCAUCUCCUUCCUGCAGCGGCUGGCUGAACCUGUGCUGGUUGUGAGCUUCCAUGGAGCCAAGAAAAGCGGCAAGACGACAUUGGUGCGGAGUCUCCUGGGGAUUGAAGAGGACGUCGAGACAGAGUGCGGAUCUCAUAUCAUAUACAGAUUAUGAUUAUUAUAUGAACGAUAUAUGAUUGCGUUAUGAUAUGUCACAGCAUUGGUGUAUGGCUGUAUAUCAAGCGUGCUAACUACCCCAACGCCAAAUAUCUGGCCGUGCUGGACCGACCAGGCUUCGGAGACGACAAGCGAUUGGACACACUGCUGUACUCAAUCCUCGCGGGUCUGAGUAGUGUUGUGGUGAACCAUGUGGAUGGCCACUUAAGCCCUGAAGCUGUCGACCAGUUCGCGUUUCUUGCGUCGAAUACUGAAGAGAGCGAUGCACCACCUGCCUACACUUUCCCACAGUCACCAAAGCUGCUUUGGGUGGUGCAGAAUGUCACUACUGGUGAGCUGAAAGAGCAGGUUCAGGAGAGUGGAUUGUCGCUACAGGAAGCGGAGCAGACGUAUUUGUGUAAUGCCUUGGCUGCAUUGCCUGAAGACUCGUCGAGUGCAUUUUUUAGCAAGCUGUUCGAGACUGUUUUCUUGGAUCAGGGAUGUUUUGCUGUCCCACCAAGAGGAUCAGAAGCGUUUGAGAAACGUGUGGAGAAAUUAUCGCGCGUCUUCACCGACUCGAUCCACAAUCGUUAUCUAAAGGGCGUUGUUCUUAAUGGCCCGCUCAUCGGUUCUAUCGUUGUCUCCAUGCUGGCUCACCGUGACAACGUGUUCAAGGCUUUUAAGGGUCGGAUUUGGAAGGACUCGAUUCACAACUGUUGCCUCAAUGUUGUCGAGAAUGGAGCCAAACUCUACAAACUUCGAAUGUCCGAACGACUAGGCAGCGUUGUCGACAUUUCAGACCUCAAAGGAUUCCAGCCAGCGCUUGCUCCGGUCCGAGAGCGCCAGGAAUUGAUCGAGUUGCCUUGCGAAAACGAGGUUCUUUAUGCAGUUCACAGUGCUGCAAAGCGCGAGGCAAAGACAACAUUGCGCACGAUGCCGGUUCAAUCGGGAAAACUCAGUACUUUGCUGCAGAAAUUAUUCCGUGACUUGGUGGAGUCAGUGUUCGCCACGAUCCAGGAGGAGAACAACCGAAUUUCCUCGGAGCUAUGCCAGUCACUACUCACUACACUCCACACCAAGAUGACGGACAAAGUUGAUGCGCACUUGAUGCUGGGUCCUCAAGAUGAUGAGGAUGGGUACUCUUUCCAGUCAACAGAGUUCAAACGCUUUUAUCACCACUAUCAGACGUACUUGUUUGAAUUGAUGGCGGAGUUCACUAACCAAGCUAAAGGCCCAGUGAAGAAAGAGGAGCUUGCCAAGUUCAUGCAAAAUACUAUUCGACCGCAGCUUGCCGAGUUUUCAGCGAAACUGGACAAAAUCCGCCAGCACGAUACCGAUGUGGUAGAAGAAAUGAUCGAGAAAAAGGAGGAAGAAGUUGAGGAGUUCAACGCCAAGCAAAAAAUGUAUCAAAAGCAGACAGUGGAGGCGCAAGAAAAUGUCAACAAACAGUUAGUCGAAGUUGCGAAACUCCAAUCGCUGCGAAAAGAAGCGCUUGUUGGCGCCAUUAAUGACCUGACCAGGAUGCACACAAUGGCCACGAAGCAGAAGGAAUUGCUGGAAGAAGCUGCGUUCGUCUCGGUUCAACUCCCUGAACAAAAAGUCAUCGAAGCCGCCCAGGAUAAGGAAGUUACUGAGCUGCAGGGGUAUUUGAUCAAGCAGGGAGGUGGUGGAAACGUGCUAAACCCCCUUGGCCGGAAGAAUUGGAAGCAACGGUACUUCAUUCUCAUCGGUGCCAAUCUUAUCUACGCGAGGACUAAGGAUGACUACGAGCGUGGAAAAAUUAUCAAAGAGCUUUGCCUCACUGGCUGCAAGGUUGAUCCAUCACGAGAUGCUGGUGAGGGCUUCGACAUCACCCCAGGCAAGUCAGCACACGUAUUCGAACUGCAAAGAGGAUUCUUCGAGAAGAACAGCAAAAAGCGCUCGUCGGCGGCAGAUAGUGGGCGUGUCUUUAAGCUGCGUGCUCAGAACAUCCAAGAGCGCGACAAGUGGAUUGACAAAUUACGCCAAGCAGCAGGGGGCUACUAAUUCUGACGUUGUCAAAGUAGACCUCAACGAUGUGGAUCAAUGGCAACGGUUUUUAGCGUGAGUGAUCAGUCCAGGUUGUCAUUCUCGUUAGAGUUAAGGAGCUGCGUCCCAGAAUUACUCCCGACUCUGAGUUCCGUGGCGAGAUGAGCAAUUUGAAGCAGUGCUGUGGCUGACUGCUCGGCCAGGCGUUGCAUUUCUUGGUCUGUUGAAAUAGUGCUGGUUAUCUGGAACGGAAAAAUCAGCGCCCAUGAGCCUAGAAACUUGUGAAAUGGCUGUAUGAACUUACAGAAUCGUUGGUGUUUGUAGCCUGUAUCCAGUCUACCAGGUUGUCAAGCUCCAAGGUUAGACUUUCCAUUUGCUGCUUCAAUUGAAAAGGAUUGUCAGAGUAGCUUAACCGGUCAACUGCUAUUUGAACGGAGGUACACAGCUGCGUUAUGCUGUCAAGAAAACGGGGAAGCUUCACGGCCAGUAGUGCGCUGGGUUCUGUCUGCAUUGCACAGCACGUCACAAUCAUUGCUUGACGAGUGGAAAGCAAACUUGGUAGUAUGUACCACGUUUUCAACAAAGGUCUUCAUCAGGUUUGCAUGCUGCUGACAAUCAAGGCCGAUUGCGGUCUUUUGCAGUUGACGCAGCUUCGACUGUAAUAUCUUCCAUGCUGCCAGCAGUUGUGACUUCACAUUUUUUGUAAGUUUCUCGU